AUGAAAAGAGUGGGAACCAACACCCGUGCCGUGAAGGCGACCGCCGUCGCCGGCGCCGGUGACCGAGGAGAGCAGCACAAGGCGACGUCCGAGACCCAGGCGCAGAAGGUGGCCCGGCAGCAGGCUCUGCUUGCGUUCCUCGAGGCGGGGUUCGAGGAUUACAAGCUGUACAGGGACAGGGAGGACGAGGACGAGGUGGAGGAGUACCGUCGCGCGGGUAAGCUCCACACGUACGACCCGGACAAGGAGCCCAAGAAGCGCUUGGCCAGGGUCGCCAAACUCCACCCGCCGCCCGAGCACAUGGCCGAGAAGAUCAAAUUGUACACAUAUUACCUCGAGGAAGACGAGGACGACUUCAGGAUAGGACUUUAUUCGUUAAUCGGGGAUGAAAUCAGAGUUUGA
This is a messenger RNA of Triticum turgidum subsp. durum (durum wheat), 402 nucleotides long. NCBI's taxonomy places the organism in Eukaryota, Viridiplantae, Streptophyta, Magnoliopsida, Poales, Poaceae. The record is from the annotation of a GenBank genome assembly.